AUUUCUUUUUUUUUCUUUUAAUUGGAGGUUUUAAUUUAGUUCAUCUUCCCACCCUUUUUUCCCUUCGCUCCAAAUAAAAUUCCCUCUAUUUUCUCUCUCUUAGGGUUAGGGCUCACUCUAAUUUUUUCUUUCCUUAUAAUUAAUUAAAAUUAAAAUUCAGAGGAAUAACAUCCUCUAAACUCUGUCCUAUAUAUUCCAAUUUUCCCCAUGAAUUAAUUUUCCUUCUUUCCUUCUUUCUUCUUUCACAAGGUUCAAAGAACUACUAACAUAAAUUCAAAGUUAACGAGUCAUUAUCUUACAACCCGUUGAAGCUAUGUAUAACGAAGUUGCCCCCGAGUUUGUUGUUGACCAGCAGGGCAUGUACUAUCCUUCUGCUACCAAUUACGGCUAUAUUUGUACAGGACCUGAAUCGCCCGGUGAUUGGGAUGACCACCAUAGAGUUUUUGGUGUGGAUGGUCAAAAUUAUCAGUACAUAGGUGGUCAAACAGAAAGUAUGCCUUAUGUUUAUUAUACACCUAGCUAUGGAUAUGCACAGUCUCCGUUUAACCCUUACAAUCCUUAUAUUCCCGGUGCGAUGGUUGGGGCUGAUGGCUCUUUUAUUGGGACACAACAGUACUAUGUUCCAACUUAUGAAAACGGCACCUCUUCACCAGCGUAUUAUCCCAUGGUUGUCCAACCUGGUUCGGACACUUACACCAGUGCUCCAACUGAUUUAUACGUGGAUAUGAACACAUCUACUGCAAAUAGGGUUGAUACAUCAGGGUUUAAUGCCAAUUCAUCAUCGGCAGCUGGGACAUAUACCUUGAACCCCGUCUGGGGUGCUUCAAAUUACACAAAUUCCUUUGGAAAAGUCUCUGAUGCUUUUAAACUUAAUGGUGGGCCAAAUAAGUUAACUGCAGUCAGUGGUGGUAUCACUUCUAACCCUGUUUCAGGCCCGGCAUCUUCAAAAUUACUUCAGCAGGGUCGAGUUGGUCCAGCUAUUGCUAAUCUUUCAAACGGGAAAACUACUUCUAAUCAAAACCAGCCAAAGAUUAUUCCUCCCGACAAUGGUCUGGUUAAUUAUGGUUCAAGUGGUAAUGGGCGGGCGGUAGUGGAUAAGAUUCGAUCAAAGGGACCUAUUGUUAAAACCUCAAAUGAUACAAAUGGAAAUCCCAAUGCUUUGGGCGAACAGAAUCGUGGGCCUAGAACAAACACAUCAAAUAGUCUGCUGACUGUUAAAGCCUACUCAACAAAGGCUGGAAAUAGUGACGCACAAGGAAAUAUAGUAAUGUCCAUAGAUCAGUAUAACAAGGAUGAAUUUCCUGUUGAAUAUGUGAAUGCAAAGUUUUUUGUUAUAAAAUCGUAUAGCGAAGAUGAUGUUCAUAAGAGUGUCAAGUAUAAUGUAUGGUCAUCUACCCCUAAUGGAAACAAGAAGCUGAACAGCGCCUAUGAAGAAGCCCAGAAAAUAUCAGUAGGGGACUCCAAAGGCUGUCCUAUCUUUCUCUUCUUCUCUGUUAAUGCAAGUGGGCAGUUUUGUGGAGUUGCUGAGAUGACUGGUCGUGUAGAUUUUCACAAGGACAUGGAUUUCUGGCAGCAAGACAAAUGGAGUGGAAGUUUUCCGGUGAAGUGGCAUAUAAUAAAAGAUGUGCCAAAUCCUCACUUCCGUCAUAUUAUAUUAGAGAAUAACGAGCACAAACCAGUCACCAAUAGUCGUGAUACGCAAGAGAUCAAAUAUAGAAAAGGGUUGGAAAUGUUGAAAGUAUUUAAGAACUAUGUGUCGAAGACAUCGAUAUUCGAUGACUUUAUGUAUUACGAGAAUCGCCAAAAAAUAUUGCAAGAAGAGAAAGCAAGACUACUAAUCAAAAGUUAUGGCACCCCAGUUUUUGUGCCUGUUCUGCAUCCUCCCCGUAGGCUUAAUAAUUUCUUAGGGUUGGCCCCGGUUGCUGAUGAAGAGUCGGACAGGGGUAAUGACAUAAAUGCUUCACAGAGUAAUGUGCCAAGUGUCACAGUUGAUGAUGGGAAACCAACAGAAGAAGAUAUUUUACGAUUUCGCUCGCUUGCUAUAGCCCCAGAUCAGACAGGAACCACAGUUGCCGGUGCUGUUGGUGGUACUGCUGCUUCUGCAGUAUCCACUGAACCUGUUAAUGUUUUAACUGUGGGGUCAAUGCCAGUCAAAGUCAACGGUUUUGGUGAAUCUUCUGGUUUUUUAACUGUGGGAACAAUCCCACUUGAUCCUAAAGCUCUCAAGGUGAAGGAAGCUGGUAUUUCUAAAGAUUCUACAAAGAUUGUUUCGCCAAAAGGCUAAAAAUACAGUUGAGUCAUAUACAAGAGUUUGUGAUGAUAUUUUGCGCCAUCUUAAGUGGAGUUGUAUAAUUUUCAGUCAAGGGUGAUGAUAGGGAAAGCUGUUGAUUUUCUAUUUUGGGAUUAAAUUGUGUUUUGGGGGUGUGAUACUAAUCUGAAAAUACAGCAUGUAAACAUUUUGCCUUUUCGUUCUUUCAUUGUCAUGGGAUCAAAGAUAUACAGACUUUUUUUCCCCCUUUUUUUGCUCUCA
Erigeron canadensis is the source of this 2530-nucleotide messenger RNA. RefSeq names its product YTH domain-containing protein ECT3-like. The record is from RefSeq and is a predicted model, not a curated record. Gene Ontology annotation, cellular component: cytoplasm. The transcript is spliced from 7 exons. Bases 314 to 2284 code for a protein of 656 amino acids. Lineage: Eukaryota; Viridiplantae; Streptophyta; Magnoliopsida; Asterales; Asteraceae. Gene Ontology annotation, biological process: mRNA destabilization. Gene Ontology annotation, molecular function: mRNA binding.